UUAUGAAUGGAUUGUGUAUUCCAUAUUUUUUAAUACGUUUUAACCACAAUGCGUCGACUACAUUUUAAUUGCUACUGUUUUUGCUCUCGGUCUUCGUCCAUUAUGGAAUUAGCUAGUGUCACACGACUGGACAAAAAAUCCUUUUGCUAGAUUAACGCCAUCUUAUGAGCAAGAAUUCGGUAGCCCCCAUUAUAAUAUGUAUAGCUAAUAGUAACAAUCCGACAAUAGACAAUUCUUAGUAGAAUACUGUGAAAAGUUUUCACAUGACACAACACAACCUACGUCAACGUCAAGUUCAAAUGUCAAAUCAGCAGACAAGUUGUACUGUUGCUGUUAAUCAAAAUCAAAAUUAACACAGAGUUGAGAGUACAUUUUGUAUUUAUGUAUAUGUUAAUUAUAUCUUAAACUUAAAGCAGACGUAUAUGUUAUGCUUUGUCGUUAUAAAUAUUACUAACUUAUGAAAGGCUUAACUCUAACGUGCGCUAGCUCCAACCUGUGACUUUUGAGACUUGAAUACAAUAGAUUACAUGAGCAAUCAUGGAUGAUUUACAAAAAUCAUUAGAGCAGUAUGAAGAACAGCUUGCAAUGGUCACACUAUCACUGGAAACUGUUACUGAAUCUGCAGAAAGAGAAUCUUUACUAUCUUUGAAAUCAGAUUUAGAACAACUUAUACAACUGACUAGAGAAAACUUAGAUGCUAUAGUACCUAAAAACACAGAAACCGCUGGGACUCAGGCUUCUGAAACUAAAGAUGAAUUGGAUGAUGAGUAUGCUUUGUUUAUGCAAGAGAUGGCCAAAAGUGGUGCAUAUGAGACAUCUAAAGAGGCUACAUCUGAAAACAGCAAAGAUGUGCCUAAUGGUGAUGAUAGUGAUAUAGAGGAUGAGUUGUCUUCACUAUUGGGCAUGAAAUGUGCAGUGUAUCAUACACACAAGUGGGGCGGUCAACCUGGACUUUACAAUGCUAUGGUCAGUGCAGUAGUGCCCCGACAAGAUGAAGACCAGUUCCAAGAUCUACAGGUUCGUGUCCUAUUCACUCAUCCUACACAUGCAGAGAUGUUGCCUUGUCCAUUUUAUCUUGAUGGUGAAUGUAAAUUCAGUGAUGAACAGUGUAGAUAUUCCCAUGGUGCUUUAGUACAAUUAUCGAAUUUAAAGGAAGCAAUAGAACCUGACUUUAGUUCAAUUAGAGUAGGAAGUAGGAUAUUGAUGAAAAUUAAACCACCAGAUGACGAGGACAUAAGUUUAGCAAAAAAAUCUACUGAAAAGUACCACUUAUGGCACAGAGGAAUCAUCAAGAACAUAGAUUUAGAGAAACGAAUCUGUUCAGUAAAGUUGGAGCAUGGUGUACAAGCAGGAGAGAAAAGGAAACAAGGCAGUGAUGAAUAUAAAGUUAAAAUUGAAGACAUUUUUCCAUUAAAUAAUGACGAUGAAGACGAUAGUGAAGACUCAGAUGAUAGUUUGAGUGACACAGAAUAUCCACAAAGUAAAACAAUGUGUGAAGAUAAAGCGGUUGACAACCAUGCACUAUUGGUUGAAAGGAGUUUUCUCAAUGAAAACAAAUCUCCUAUGGGAGAGUGGGAGAGACAUACUAGAGGCAUUGGUUCAAAAAUUAUGUUAGCAAUGGGCUAUGUACCAGGGACGGGAUUGGGUGCGUCAAGCGAUGGUCGUGUCCAGCCGGUUGAAGCUCGCGUUCUUCCAGUUGGCAAGAGUCUUGACCAAUGCAUGGCCAUUUCCGAAAAAAAUGCAUCUCAAGACCCAUUAAAGGUGGAACAAAAGCUCCGAAGAUUACAGAAGAAAGAAGAAGAGCGCAACAAAAGAGCAUACGAGAGAGAGAAGGAGAAGGAAAGACGAAAUGUAUUCAACUUUCUUAACAAAACUCUAGGCGAUAAGACAGAGGCUGAUAAUGAACCUGAAAGUUCUUUGGAUGUCAAACAGUCUUCAAGCAAAGACUUGAAUAUUGAACAGUUUAAAAUAACUGAAGACAAAAAGCGAAUUGAAAGGGAAAUAAUCAAACUGAAUAGUUCAUUAAUCAAAUAUCCAAAUGGAUCGAAUGGUCACAGAAGUAUUAACAUGCAGAUUAUUGAGAAAAAUAAAGAAUUAAAUAAUCUUGUGCAGAAAGAAAAACAAAUAUCUAAGGAACAAUCACACAGGAAAGAUAAACAGAAAAUGACAGUUUUUUAACAAAUGUUUGUUUUAGGGUAACAAUUUGUUGAAAUUAAGUGGAAUUACUUAAAAUGUGGAAUAAUAUUAGAUAAAUAAAUUGUGUUAAGAGUUUUUUGCUUUUCUAAUGGUUUACUUCACUAAAGUACUCUUGUUUAAGUUUCCAGUUCUUAAUAAUAUUGAAGAACAUGUAUUUAGGACCUACAGCGUAAAUAAUACACGCAUAAUCAAAGUACACUUAAAAUGCACUACCAGUGGAUAAGACUAAAAGAAAACAUGAAACAAUAAGAAAACACAAAUAAUCAGUCAUGUUCGCGGAGGCAGGAGUGACAAGGUCAGGACCAUGAAAUAUAUCUUAUGUUAGUUUAGAAAAACGAUGCGGGAUUGGUAGCCUAACUAUGUAUAUUUAAUAUAGUAAGGUUGAAAGCGUUUCAACGUG
Messenger RNA from Spodoptera litura, 2596 nucleotides. Its product is annotated as zinc finger CCCH-type with G patch domain-containing protein. The record is from RefSeq and is a predicted model, not a curated record. Gene Ontology annotation, biological process: negative regulation of transcription by RNA polymerase II. Gene Ontology annotation, molecular function: metal ion binding; DNA-binding transcription repressor activity, RNA polymerase II-specific; RNA polymerase II cis-regulatory region sequence-specific DNA binding. NCBI's taxonomy places the organism in Eukaryota, Metazoa, Arthropoda, Insecta, Lepidoptera, Noctuidae. Gene Ontology annotation, cellular component: nucleus.